AUGGCCUCUAAAAGGAAGGCAUGUGCGAUGGCACCCUCGGCCGAAGAGCCAGUCGAUCCGGCAGAUGAAUUGAUGUUUCUUUGCCUCGGUGGGGGAAAUGAGGUAGGAAGGUCAUGUCACAUUCUCCAGUACAAGGGCAAAACGGUCAUGCUGGAUGCUGGGCAGCAUGCAGGCUACGAGGGUCUUGCUUCAUUGCCUUUCUAUGAUGAUUUUGAUCUCAGUACAGUUGACGUGCUAUUGAUCAGCCAUUUUCACGUUGAUCACGCCGCAUCUUUGCCAUAUGUCCUUUCUAAAACCAAUUUUAAAGGAAGAGUCUUUAUGACACAUCCUACAAAAGCUAUAUACAAGUGGCUUAUCCAAGACAGUGUGAGGGUUGGAGGCGCUUCCUCAACUUCUCAGCCUGUCUAUACCGAAGCAGACCAUUUAUCCACCUUUCCCCUCAUAGAGGCUAUUGAUUAUCAUACGACUCAUACUAUAUCUUCCAUACGUGUGACACCAUAUCCAGCUGGUCAUGUCCUUGGAGCGGCCAUGUUUCUCAUCGAAAUCGCAGGUCUCAAGAUAUUUUUUACAGGCGAUUACUCUAGGGAAGACGACCGACACUUGAUUUCUGCAGAAGUGCCCAAGGGCGUCAAGAUAGAUGUCCUAAUUACAGAAUCAACAUAUGGAAUAGCUUCGCAUGUUCCACGCAUCGAAAGAGAACUUGCUCUUAUGAAAUCCAUAACAGGAAUUCUAAACCGUGGAGGUCGAGUUCUUAUGCCAGUGUUUGCACUUGGACGGGCACAGGAACUUCUCCUAAUUUUGGACGAGUAUUGGGGUCGAAAUCCUGAGUACCAAAAAAUCCCCAUAUAUUAUGCUAGUAAUCUCGCCAGGAAAUGUAUGCUUGUCUACCAAACAUACGUAGGAGCGAUGAAUGACAACAUUAAGCGCCUUUUUCGCGAGAGAAUGGCGGAGGCCGAAGCAUCGCCUGAUGGAGCAGGUAAGGGUGGACCUUGGGACUUCAAAUAUAUUAGGUCACUUAAGAAUCUUGAUCGAUUUGAUGACGUUGGUAGUUGCGUUAUGCUUGCAAGUCCAGGAAUGCUACAAAAUGGUGUUAGUAGAGAGCUCCUUGAAAGAUGGGCACCGAGCGAAAAGAAUGGUGUCAUCAUCACUGGAUAUAGCGUUGAAGGAACGAUGGCAAAACAUGUUAUGCAGGAACCAGAUCAAAUACAAGCCGUCAUGAACCGAAGUAGUGUUGGUGGCGCACGUCGGGGCCCUGGUGGAGUGAACGAAAAAGUCAUGAUUCCGCGGAGAUGUAGUAUCCAAGAAUUAUCAUUUGCCGCACAUGUUGAUGGGGUAGAAAAUAGAGAGUUUAUCGAGGAAAUCGCUGCUCCAGUUGUGAUUCUCGUUCACGGUGAACAACACAAUAUGAUGCGUCUGAAAUCAAAACUUCUCUCUCUGAACGCAGACAAAACGACAAAAGUGAAAGUUUUUAGUCCACGAAAUUGUGAAGAAUUACGAAUACCCUUUAAAGCUGAUAAGACUGCUAAAGUUGUCGGCAAGUUGGCAUCAAUUCCACCCCCAGAUACAAAUGGGAAUCAAUCCCAACUUAUAACUGGUGUCCUUGUUCAAAACGACUUUAAAAUGUCACUAAUGGCACCUGAAGACUUGCGGGAAUAUGCCGGCCUAACAACUACCACAAUUACUUGUAAACAGCGAUUGACCAUGGGUGCAGCAGGGAUUGAACUGAUCAAGUGGGCUCUUGAAGGAACGUUUGGAAGUAUAGAAGAGAUCUCAGAUACCCAGAACUCGAAAACACACACAAAUGAUGACAAACAUGGAAAUGGAUCGGAUAUCAAAGUAGAAGAAGCAACGUGCAAGAUAACUUCCUACCUUGUUAUGGGAUGUGUUACUAUCAACCACUGGAAAAGUGGCGAGAUUGAACUUGAAUGGGAGGGAAAUAUUCUGAACGAUGGAAUCGCAGAUGCUAUUAUGGCCGUUUUAUUUUCUGUGGAAAGUAGUCCUGCGGCUGUCAAAAAAUCUUCGAGUGCACAUUCUCACUCGCACAAACUUCCCGCUCAAAAUCCACACGCACACUUAUCUCCCACUGAGCGUCUUGAAAGACUUUUCAUGUUUCUCGAGGCUCAGUUUGGUAGUGAAAAUAUUAUUCCUAUUCCAACCCCUAAGCUAUCUUCUCAUGCUCCACCUCUCAGCAUAAUAGAAGAAAAUAGUGAUGAUCCCAUGACAUCCAACAAUGAGUUGGAAAUAGAGCAAAAACGCGAGAUUGAGCGAUUACACAGCAUUGGUAUUCCAGUGCCCGGUGUUGAGAUUCAUGUAGACAAAAAUGUGGCCAAGGUAUGGCUGGAAGAUUUAGAGGUAGAAUGUACAAGUCGUGUGCUAGGGGAACGGGUCAGAGGAGUCGUGGAGCGAGCAGUAGAGGUCACAGCACCAUUAUGGGCUUAA
Blumeria graminis f. sp. triticale is the source of this 2439-nucleotide messenger RNA. Lineage: Eukaryota; Fungi; Ascomycota; Leotiomycetes; Helotiales; Erysiphaceae. The record is from the annotation of a GenBank genome assembly.